Molecule: messenger RNA, 807 nt
Organism: Lasiodiplodia theobromae
Lineage: Eukaryota; Fungi; Ascomycota; Dothideomycetes; Botryosphaeriales; Botryosphaeriaceae
Product: Peptidyl-prolyl cis-trans isomerase
Exons: 6
Coding region: 1-807 (268 amino acids)
Biological process (GO): protein folding; protein peptidyl-prolyl isomerization
Cellular component (GO): fungal-type vacuole; endoplasmic reticulum
Molecular function (GO): peptidyl-prolyl cis-trans isomerase activity
Source: RefSeq, a predicted model, not a curated record
AUGGCCGGAUUUCAGAAGCUGCUCGUUUCUUUGCUUGUCUUCCUAGGCGUUACCUUCGUCUACUUCGCCCAGACGGCGGAGGCCGCCAAGGGCCCCAAGAUCACCCACAAGGUCUACUUCGACAUCAAGCAGGGCGAUGAGGACCUAGGCCGCAUUGUUAUGGGCCUUUACGGCAAGACCACCCCCAAGACUGCGGAGAACUUCCGUGCUCUUGCCACUGGCGAGAAGGGCUUCGGUUAUGAGGGCUCUACCUUCCACCGUGUCAUCAAGGACUUCAUGAUUCAGGGUGGCGACUUCACCAACGGCGAUGGCACCGGCGGCAAGUCCAUCUAUGGCCAGAAGUUCCCCGAUGAGAACUUCAAGAUCAAGCACACCAAGAAGGGUGUUCUGAGCAUGGCCAACUCUGGCAAGGACACCAACGGCAGCCAGUUCUUCAUCACCACUGCCGUCACGUCGUGGCUCGAUGGCCGCCACGUCGUGUUCGGCGAGGUCCUCGAGGGCUACGAUGUCGUCGACAAGAUCCAGAAUGUGGCCAAGAAGCCGGGCGACAAGCCCGUGGUGAACGUGGUCAUCGCCAAGAGCGGCGAGCUGGAAGUCCCUGAAGAAGAUACUACUUUCGGCACAGCCGAGUUCGUGGCAGGAGCAGGGGAGGAGGCGGAGGCAGAGAAGGUCGAGGAGCAUAGCAGCCCCUCUGCCGGGUUGAGCCUUGGGCAGAAGCUGUUCGGCUUGGGCGUCAUUGGAGGGCUCGUCUUCCUCUUUGUGCGGUACCACUCGAAGGCUGAAAAGUGGGACAAGACCAUGGCUUAA